AGUGUAAGCGCGCAUUGCGCGCGUUUUUACAUUUUUCUUUUAUUUCCAACGUUAUUUUAUUUCGAGAAAAGAGAACGUGUUUAUAUCUAUAUUGCUUUCGUAAAUCGUCAGGACAAUGAGCGACGACGACAUAACUAUAAUGGAAGUGGACGAGCCGGAGCCGAAGGCGUCGAAAGCGAGCCAGAGCAAGCCGGCGGGACACCUGCCGUGGAUCGAGAAGUACCGGCCUCAGACGUUUGCAGACAUCGUGGGGAAUGAGGAUACUGUCGCUCGGCUGGCGGUGUUCGCGCGCACGGGCAACGCGCCCAACAUCAUCAUCGCGGGCCCGCCGGGCGUGGGCAAGACCACGACGAUCCUGUGCCUGGCGCGCGCGCUGCUGGGCCCCGCGUUCAAGGACGCCGUGCUCGAGCUCAACGCUUCCAACGACCGAGGCAUCGACGUCGUGCGCAACAAGAUCAAGAUGUUCGCGCAACAGAAGGUGACACUGCCACCUGGUCGACAUAAGAUUGUCAUCUUGGAUGAGGCAGACAGCAUGACAGAGGGUGCCCAGCAGGCGCUGCGGCGCACUAUGGAGCUGUACUCGGCCACCACACGUUUUGCGCUAGCAGCCAAUACUUCUGAAAAGAUCAUUGAGCCUAUACAGUCCCGGUGUGCUGUGCUACGAUACUCCAAGCUUACAGAUGCUCAGAUACUUGCCAAGGUGGUAGAGGUAUGCGAGAAAGAGCAGCUCUCCUACACGGAAGAAGGCGUCAGCGCAGUAGUGUUCACAGCGCAGGGCGACCUCCGCGCUGCGCUCAACAACCUGCAGGCCACGGCGCAGGGCUUCAGACACGUGGCCCCGGACAGCGUGUUCAAAGUGUGCGACGAGCCGCACCCCAUGCUCGUACGGGGCAUGCUGGAGGCCUGUACCAGGCAGGAUAUACACGAGGCCUAUAAGGUGAUUGCAAAGUUGUGCAAACUAGGUUACGCGGCUGAGGACAUCGUAUCAAACAUCUUCCGCGUGUGCAAGACGCUGGAGGCGAGCGAGGAGCUGCGGCUCGCCUUCAUCCGCGAGGUGGGGCUGACGCACAUGCGCGUCGCCGACGGGCUGUCCGCGCCGCUCCAGCUGGCCGGCCUGCUGGCGAGGAUGUGCCGGGUGGCGGGGGGAGGGGAGUCGGACUGGUGACGUUGGAGGGUGUUGCCCAGUGUUAGGGGAACUAGUGAUGCCUUAUAAAUUACAACCAUUUAUAUGGAUGUGUGUGGUGUGGUGGUGCGGAUGGGCACAGUGAAGUGGCUAAAAAAUCGUAAGCAAACUUCAUGAGUGCAUUAUAGAGGUAAUAUGCCUAAAUUGAUUGAUGAAGACUUUCACCUUUCACAUUCAUGAAAUGACAUCUUCAAAUGGUCAUUGUGUUUUUAAUAGUAUACACAAAGUGAAGAAAUUAUUUGUACUGACUCUCCUUAGCUUUAGUGAGACAAUUAAGUUUAAGUUAUUCCAUAUGAAACCAGGAUUGUCUUGAAGUAUUCCAUGCCUUUAAAUAAUGUGUAAGAAUAAAUUGUUAUACUUUUUGGAUAAUACAGCACCU
Cydia splendana is the source of this 1562-nucleotide messenger RNA. It is a transcript of the gene RfC4, whose product is annotated as replication factor C subunit 2. Gene Ontology annotation, molecular function: DNA clamp loader activity; ATP binding; ATP hydrolysis activity. The record is from RefSeq and is a predicted model, not a curated record. NCBI's taxonomy places the organism in Eukaryota, Metazoa, Arthropoda, Insecta, Lepidoptera, Tortricidae. Gene Ontology annotation, cellular component: DNA replication factor C complex; nucleus. Bases 116 to 1165 code for a protein of 349 amino acids. The transcript has 4 exons. Gene Ontology annotation, biological process: DNA-templated DNA replication; DNA repair.